AUUUUCUCCAUUCUAGAAACUUUAAACAGCAUAUAAGUGUACUUUAAAUUUAAUUUAAAUUUUUUAUAUUGUUAUGCUUGAAGAAUACAAACUCAAUAAUAUAUUGUUAAAUUUUUUUAGUUAAUUUAUAAUAAUAAAAAUAAAAAAUGAAUUGGUUAUUAAUUAUUUUUAGUGUUAUAAUUUUUUGCAAGAUAAAUGUUAAUGCGUUCACUUUAAUUGAUCCUUUGAAAAGUGUAUGGUCUUCCUUUUAUACUAAUAAAAUAAACAGUGCAAGUGAUAAUACAGAAUCACCAAUUACAAACAUAAUGGUAGCUGAAGAACCUCAUCAACAUAAAUGCUCGGCAUGUAUAAAAAAUAAAGUGACCAAGAAUGAAGAAAUAGAACAAGUACUUAAUGAAAUCCGUGUUGAAUACGUUAAACAGCAAAUUUUAAAGAAACUGCGUUUAUCAAAGCCACCAGACGUCUCCAUUUCACUUUCAACAUUACCAAAGCCCCUAAUAAAUGGUUAUGUACUUGAACUACGACCUGGAGAUGUAUUAGAAUCUGAGAAGCAAGCCGAAAGCUUCUAUGGGAAGACAGAUCAGAUAGUUGUUUUUCCUAAUGAAGGCGUGGCGGAUAUGAAAAAUUGUCGACAAAGUUCAAACCAUUUAACAGGUUUCAGCCCUGCAGCCUGCUUUACUUUUAAUCUUCCACAAGAAAUGCAAUUCGUCGAUGUGACAUCAGCUGAUUUUUGGUUUUAUAAAGAAAAUGACGAAAAUGAUAUUUACGGUCAAACAUUUGUUCUAUCAGAAUUAGAUCACUGGGAUCAAGGUGGAAGUUUUGAAAAAAAUACUAUUAUGGCUAUCUUUGAAACUUCAAUUGAUGAGGGUUGGGUAAAAACCGAUGUCGCAUUCACCGUCAGGAAAUGGGUAGAACGAAGUACUUUGAAUCACGCAAUUCAAAUAGCAUGUAGUACGUGCUCGAUUGAUCGUGAAACAGCUCCUGUAUCCACUCAGCUAACAUUAAAACCAUUUUUGGUAAUUCACACAUCACCAUUAGUGCAAAAAAAUCGUUUAAAGAGAAACUCUAAUUGCCUACCAGAAAUGAAAGAAUGCUGUCGAGACCAGCUGUACAUAAGUUUUCAGGAAAUUGGAUGGAGUGACUGGAUUCUUCAUCCGAGCGGUUAUCAUGCUUAUUUUUGUCGUGGGUCUUGUUCGUCUGCUGCUUCUUUAAUUAUGAGUGGCUCACCCUAUAACAAUGUUUUAAGAAAAUGGUUGAUGAAGAAUGGAGGACAAAGUGAGAUAGUUCCUUGCUGCUCGCCGACUCAGCUUUCACCAAUUCAACUUCUCUACGUGGACUCUAACAACACGAUAACCCAGAAAACACUUCCAAACAUGGUUGUAGAAGCUUGCGGUUGCAUGUGAGAUCUAGCCCCCAGUAGCAAUGAACAACCAACGCCCCUUUUUCCUCAGCGUGAAAGCUGCCACAAUGACUGUGAUCCACAUAAAAUUCGUAUCAACAAAGAAUUUUGUUCACAGUGUGAUGCUCAAUUUCUCUCACUAUGAUGUCGAAUCAGAGCUGAAAUGAAAAAAAAAAAGUCAUAAAACAAGAGAGAAAUAAAGAAAAUAGACACAUAGGACGUUCAAGAGGAAGGAUUUUACGAUGGAAAGGAAAAGAAGAUUAAAGUAAAAAUAGUGAAACGUGCUGUGGAGCGACCACUCGCGAAAAUCUUCUCGUGUGGAGCAGAGAAUGGUGUUUUCGAGUUUUUUUUUACUCUCGGUGGUCGUGUUAUUGUAUUACAUAAAGAAACUACGUUGCAUCUUCGUCUGUAACAAUAAAAAAAAUUUUCUUGACAAUGCUACGAAAAUCUCCCAAACGGAAGGUGUUGCAUAAUAAAAAAUAGACAGUAUUGUUUAUGUAUAAGUGAAUAACAAAUAAUUUUCAAUCUCCCAUCCGUCUUUUUUUACAUCAACGUUCAAAUGUUUUUCCAUCAUUAAAAUUCAUUAUUCAUUGAAUAUGUCUGAGUAUUCAUAUUCAUUCGACAUUAAACUGAUUUCUUCAAGAAAAAUUUAUUUGUUAAUCACUUUAACCUAAUAGUAAUUAAACUAGCCUCGUAACAUAAGUGGAUCAUACUUUAGAUAAUAUAUAUCUUUAUUAGCUCUACGUUAUGUAACUAUUUAUUUUGACAUUAAAUAUUUAAUAAUAAACAUAAAAAAUAAAAAUGAGCAAGUUAUGAUUUACGUGACAUUCAAUGACAGUAGACUGUAGAUAAAUAUUACCCUGAACGUACAUUGUAUAAACUUACCGAUAUAAAAUAGAAAAAAAUUUAUGAUUGUCAAAUUGUAAUAAUAAAUCUCCAUUAAUAUAAAAAUUAUGUCUUUCACAAACUUAUAAAACUUGAGGUUAUUAAUCAUUGUAAACUCAAGACUA
Messenger RNA from Chelonus insularis, 2409 nucleotides. RefSeq names its product dawdle (gene daw). The transcript is spliced from 4 exons. NCBI's taxonomy places the organism in Eukaryota, Metazoa, Arthropoda, Insecta, Hymenoptera, Braconidae. Bases 147 to 1403 code for a protein of 418 amino acids. The record is from RefSeq and is a predicted model, not a curated record. Gene Ontology annotation, molecular function: cytokine activity; growth factor activity. Gene Ontology annotation, cellular component: extracellular region.